Messenger RNA from Coregonus sp. 'balchen', 13386 nucleotides. The record is from the annotation of a GenBank genome assembly. NCBI's taxonomy places the organism in Eukaryota, Metazoa, Chordata, Actinopteri, Salmoniformes, Salmonidae.
AUGAAGGACUUUGGAGAAGAAAGACAGGUAAGGUAAGCAUAACCUUUAAAGGAAGAGGUGUCUACAAUGACUUGUAGAGGAGACUGAGUUGAGACAGAGGCUGUUGUAGGAUUAUGAAUCUAAUGUUUGCAUGCCCUUGCAUAAUAAUAACAUUAGCAUCUUUUCAACAUUUGGAUGGAUGCAUAAAAGCUGAGCUGUGAUUUAGCUAUUUUACUCAGUCACUGCUGACACCCUGCUGUGAUCCUGCCUGAAUGCGUUAUUUUUGUUUUCUGUGUGUCACGUGGUAUUCUCUCUCUCCUAGGGGCUGCUACAGUGUGUCAAUGUAGUAAUCUGACUAUUCCUACUGUACUUGGUGUGGCUGCUCACAAAACAAUGGGGCACAGUUACAAUCAUGGCCAACAAACACUGUAUGUACGCAAAUCUGCAGGCUGGUGCACAAUGGCAGCAUGAAUAUAUUUUUGUGAGACUGUGUGUGUCUAUGUGUUUGUGUCUGCAUGCGUUUGUGUAGAAGAAGGACAAUCAUCGCUUGUUCGUGUGUGGAGGGGGAGAGAGUGGGUGAGAGGGGACGGGAGGGGAGGAAAAAAAGAAUGAAGUUGUGGGAGUGUGUCUGUGCGAGUGUUGGGAGUUCCACUGAUAGACCUUUUGUGUAGAGCAGCUCUCAACAUAUGUAUUAGUUUUGCUGUCUGUCUCACAAAGAUAAACUCAUUAUAGGGAUUAAAUGGUGCACUGUGAAGAGAGAAGAAUGUCCUCCCUCUUACUAAAGCUUGGAUGCUUCUAUCUCCUACUGUACUGUAGCAAGCAGGGCUGGAUUGCUAAAGGCAGACAAAAACAUGCUGUUCUGCAACAAAGUAGCAAUAACUACCCUCUUUUACCUUAAUUUGAAUUGAUAAUCCAGGGUAAUUAUUAACUUCCACAGUUUAGACCGUACACCCUCCAGGUUCUUUGCAGACACUUUGAUGUAGUGAGUACUCUCCAUUCAUUGGGUACUGUAUGUGUUCCAGACAGCACUCCCGAAUGGCUUCUCUGCCUUUUGGGACACAGUGGCGGGGAUCCAGGAUAUCUUUAUUACAGUUCCACUGCUCAGGCUAUCAGAUCUAACAGCGACUGGAAACCACUUUCAUAUGAUAGCCUAUCGCUGUCUUCUGAGAUGCACAGCGCAACUACAAAAACCGCAGCAUGUUAUGGAGGUAAUAUACUGUUGGCCUGAAUAGGCCUAGUUGAUGAUCUGUUUUGCUGUGGUGGUGGGUACUCGUGUAGUGUGAAGACAGCUAGCUGCAGUGGUGUACUGUCUGUGUCACUUGUGUCUUUAAGGGGAGAGAGGAUGUGGGCGAGACAGAGGCUGCAGGGGGAGACUGGCUGCAAUGACGGUGACAAAAUUUCCAUCCAUUUUUCAGUUUUCUGUCUUUGUUCAAUUUUGCAUGGGCCCUAUGCUAACUUCGGGAGCCCAGGCUUCGAACAAAACACAAUUUGGAUGGGUGGCCUCUGGAGAAUAGCCCUGUGCUGGUCUCUAACAACACAAAAUACACCCACUGGUUUUGUCUAGCAAUAUAAACCUUGGUAAGUUUUUUGCUAAACCCUGUUCUUAUUAUGGGCUGGGGGAUGGUCUCUGUCAGCUAGGCUAUAUCCCCUCAGCCUCAACCCACCCCCAAAGAGAUGACCUUUUGGAUUGAAUCCCCCUAAGGUAAAUAGAGUGGUUUGACUGCGGCUCGAUUUAGUGGUGCUGGGUUGACUGCAGCUGGAUUUAGUGGGGUGCACAUAUGGUGACAUCCAUUAGCCAAGAUCAGCCAUCAUAAUGAGCUCUGACUAGUGGGCCUCCAUACCAGUAUACGGCUGUAGAGAAAUGCAGUAUGGGGUUAGUGCGAAAUCUUGUACUGAUGACGAUAAUGUUGUGAAUGAAGAUGAGGAUACUCUCUGACCUCUAACCUCCUUGUUCUCUCCCCAGGACCAUGGACCUGAGCUUGCAUGACGCUCUCACGGAUGGGGUGCCCCAGUCGGGCCCGGACAACCCGGUGAGGAGGGACUUCAUGGCUUCCCUGGAGAAAGAGACCUUUGAUGACAAAGUGGGCGAGACUGUGGGAAAGACUGACUACCGCCCUCUGCUGGACGGGAAGGAUGGAAAAGGUAAACUGGGAUGCAGGAUGUAUGGAGGCUUUGUGGGAAUGGGUUAACCCACAGAGAGAAUUGGGGCAGCAGAGAGACAAUCCAGUGAGAGGAUUUAGCUGAUUAUUUUGCUCAGUAAAAGCAUAUAUUGUGACGUAUACCUGAAUGUCAGCUGCUUACAACUUUAGGAUAGACAAUCUGUGAGUUCCCUGCCUCCACUUUAAUCCCUCUUUUAUAUCUAUACAGAUUAUCCUUAUCUCAUAUGCAUACAAUAUCAUGUACACAUAUGCUAUUGUGUGUACAGUAUAGUAUGUGUAUCAUGUAGUGUGUAAGCAAAUGUGUUAAAUAAUGGAGAGAGAGGAGACCUAAGAGACAGAGGAACCAGGCCAGACAAUGUUCAGGAACAGAACCACCCGCUCCAGCGCCUGUUAUUUACUGUACACUCUUCCUGCCACAGCGUGUGUGCGUGUGUGCGUCGUGUGGGUGCCUGUGUGUAUGUGUGCACCCGCACUCGCGUGGAUGUGUGUGCAUGUGCUGUUUGUUUUGGUUUGUUGCUGCCAUCCUACUGUAUUGAAGGGCAACACCACUACUGUUGAACCUCAUUUUGAUGAUCUACAGCACAAUGAUAGUGUCUCCAUACACUACCAGUCCAAAGUUUUAGAACACCUACUCAUUCAAGGGUUUUUCUUUAUUUUUACUAUUUUCUACAUUGUAGAAUAAUAGUGAAGACAUCAAAACUAUGAAAUAGCACAUAUGGAAUCAUGUAGUAACCAAAAAAGUGUUAAACAAAUCAAAAUAUAUUUUAUAUUUGAGAUUCUACAAAUAGCAACCCUUUGCCUUGAUGACAGCUUUGCACACUCUUGGCAUUAUCUCAACCAGCUUCAUGAGGUAGUCACCUGGAAUAUAUUUCAAUUAACAGGUGUGCCUUAAAAGUGAAUUCGUGUAAUUCCUUCUUAAUGCGUUUGAGCCAAUCAGUUGUGUUUUGACAAGGUGGGGGGGGGUAUACAGAAGAUAGCCCUAUUUGGUAAAAGACCAAGUCCAUAUUAUGGCAAGAACAGCUCAAAUAAGCAAAGAGAAAUGACAGUCCAUCAUUACUGACAUGAAAGUCAGUCAAUAUGGAAAAUGUCAAGAACUUUGAAAGUUUCUUCAAGUGCAGUCGCAAAACCCAUCAAGCACUAUGAUGAAACUGGCUCUCAUGAGGACCGCCACAGGAAUGGAAGACCCAGAGUUACCUCUGCUGCAGAGGAUAAGUUAAUUAGAGAUACCAGCCUCAAAAAUUGCAGCCCAAAUAAAUGCUUCACAGAGUUCAAGUAGCAGACACAUCUCAACAUCAACUGUUCAGAGGAGAAUGUGUGAAUCAGGCCUUCAUGGUCGAAUUGCUGCAAAGAAACCACUACUAAAGGACACCAAUAAGAAGAAGAGACUUGCUUGGGCCAAGAAACACGAGAAAUGGACAUUAGACCGGUGGAAAUGUGUCCUUUGGUCAUGAGUCCAAGUUGGAGAUUUUUGGUUCCAACCGCCGUGUCUUUGUGAGACGCGGUGUGGGUGAACGGAUGAUCUCCGCAUGUGUAUUUCCCACCAUAAAGCAUGGAGGUGGGGGUGCUUUGCUGGUGACACUGUCUGUGAUUUAUGUAGCAUUCAAGGCACACUUAACCAGCAUGGCUACCACAGCAUUCUGCAGCGAUACACCAUCCCAUCUGGUUUGGGCUUAGUGGGACUAUCAUUUGUUUUUCAACAGGACAAUGACCCAACACACCUCCAGGCUGUGUAAGGGCUAUUAUACCAAGAAGGAGAGUGAUGGAGUGCUGCAUCAGAUGACCUGGCCUCCACAUUCCCCUGACCUCAACCAAGUUGAGUUGGUUUGGGAUGAGUCAGAUGGCAGAGUGAAGGACUAGCAGCAAACAAGUGCUCAGCAUAUAUGGGAACUCCUUCAAGACUGUUGAAAAAUAAUUCCAGGUGAAGCUGGUUGAGAGAAUGCCAAGAGUGUGCAAAGCUGGCAUCAAGGCAAAGGAUGGCUAUUUGAAGAAUCUCAAAUAUAAAAUAUAUUUUGAUUUGUUUAACACUUUUCUUUGUUACUACAUGAUUCCAUAUGUGUUAUUUCAUAGUUUUGAUGUCUUCACUAUUAUUCUACAGUGUAGAAAAUAGUAAAAAUAAAGAAAAACCCUUGAAUGAGUAGGUGUUCUAAAACGUUUGACCGGUAGUGUAGGUGAAAAUGGAGCAUAUCUACAUUUUGUAUAAAAAAAGGUCUACCCGAUGACAUUUUAAAAACAGUGAUUUUCAAAGACUAUGAGAUUCGUGGUGACAUGGGGAGCAAUAAAAAACCCUCCCCUUAGCUAGAAAGUCAUUGCACGUUUUGAAAAUCGCUGUUUUUAUACGUUUAAUCCUACCCUGUGAUGUCACAGAGAAGGAUUAUUUAGGGCCGUUUUAUCUUUUUAACUACAGUUGAUAGAAAUGUGUUGUUUUCACAUACAGUAUUUAGACACUGGUUCGGUGCUGGAGACAAUUAAUAUUAGGUUGAAAAGUGAUGGAAUUGCCCUUUCAGUUUGUGUGUCAACCUGAACCAAAGUCAAAGAGGGACAAUGUGUAUUUAAAAAAUAUUAUUUGUGACUCACACCAUUUCUUAUGCAGUCUUUGGGAUCUCUGUGAUUCAGUGGUAUUGUGCACUGAUGUUAUUGUGAACAGAUUUUUCCUGAACUUGAACUUCAUCUUGGGUGGCAACUUCCCCCUGAUUUUAUCUAAAAUAAAUUUCACACAAAAAAAUUGCCUACUGGAAAACUGUGUUUGUUUCCAUCUGCCAAGAAAGUGCUUCACAGUUCAUGAGAACUCUGUCAAGAGCAUUUGUGGAAAUUCACUCCUUUGGGCCAUUCCCAUCACUGUGGUUCACCCUCAAAUGUAAUUGUUUAUUGUGUUGCAUGGGCACAUUUUCACAGCUGAAUCAUCCUCUUUUGGCUAUGUUGGAUGGCAAUUGGUAUUUUAGCCCCAGAUUGCAAUACCUAUUUUGCACAGGAAUAACAACAGAGAAAGUGAGAGAAAAAAUCAUAGAACAAAAAGUUCAGAGAAUAAAGAUUAUUUUUCAUAACUCUACCAUUAGACAACGCUGCUCCUCACAGAAACAGUAGAAGUACAUAGCCAGCUAAUAAAUGUGACCGGUAAUAUGAUAAAGCUCAAAUGUACAGCGAUAAAUCUCCUCCACUCCAGAUAUAAAAUCCAUCCUUCCAGUCAGUUCCUUCAGAUCCAACUCUCUAACCCACAGACAGUCUCAUUAUACCUCAGACAGACAGACAGACUCCAAGCACCCAGAGCACUCCCUUUCUCUCUCUUUCUCUCCCUCUCUCUCCAUCUAUCUCUCUCUCACCUCUCCCUUUCUACUUCUCUCUUUUUCGCCCUCUCUCCAUCUAGAUGACUAUCACUGUCUUUGUCCAUCUCUCCCACACUCCCUCUCUUUCUUUGUCACUUCCAGAAGUGUCAGCCUGGAGACACGGUUCAGCAUUAGCAUAGCCCUGACUGGAGCAACAUUACAGACUCAGUCAUGCACAAGUCAGGACACAGCAAUGUCAAUCAACACCCAGGCCAUUAACAUCCUCUCCUCUGGUGUCUUGGCUACAUCGGUUGCAUGUUAAUUAUCCUGCUCUCAAACUGUAAAUAUUGACAUGCAUAUUCAGUCAAAACAAAGGAUUAGGAUUAGGGGUGGAUUAGAGGAGGUAUUCUUUGAACUCAGAGGCUUUAUGACCUCCAUGUCAAUCCGAACUGGACACAUUGAUUUCUUUAAAAGUGGAGUUGAUUGACACAGAUGACGUCAGCUUUUCCACACAGCUGCUUGAUUUAAUGAUGUCUAAUUAAGAUAAACCAACAUCCUUAGGCUACGCUACAUUAUGGGGUUUAUUUCAGGAGGGCAUUCAGAACACAGUGUACAUUGUAGCAUGUUGGCUAGUGACAGCAGUGUGUUGCAUGAUAGAGGCUCUGCGUUGAGCAUGUGACUGCAGUAUGCUGGAACAACAACAAUAGCAGAAGGAGGAAACAGCUCGGGUGAGCUCAUCAAAAAGACAGAACACCAGUGUUGGCAGUGCAGAUCUGUGUGUGUGUGCUGAUUUCAGCAUCUCCUCUGUACUGUAUGAUGAUUGAUGCUUUUAGAACAAGAGCUCUGGUCAGCCGCUGUGUAGAUCAAGGUUUUCCCAAGGAGAUAUGAGAGCAUUUGCUGCUUAUCAGUCACGUACUGUACACUAAUCCUUUUCUUUGAUACUGUAAGUUCAUUCAAUACUGUACAUAUUCUAAAUGUUUCUCUGAUUUAGCUUCUGUUGGAUCUAGUCAAUAUUCUUAGGAUGUCUGAUUUGUGGAGUGACAAUUCAACAUGCCUUCUUCCCUGAACUGAAGCCACACUACAUUGAAAGACAAGUAGGAAAACGUAUAUUUGUAUGUGAAAUGUCAGUGGGAAAUACACAGUAAUUGAAGUUAUUGUAUCAGUCUAUCAUCCUAGCAUGAUUAAAGGGAUUCAACCCAUGUUGUUGCCCCUCUCCUUGACCUACACAAAGUCAUUGCUAUGUUCAUCAAUCAUUAAAGGCCUUCCCAGAAUCUUCCCCAUCCCAUUCCUUCUCCCCUUCCCCAACGCCCUUCAAUCUCAAAGUCAUUGGUUGGUUACUUUGUCAAUUGUCAUAUGGAGUUGUCAUAUAGAAUUGGAUACUUUGAUUUUUGCUUUUCCCUUCGCCUGUUUGUAGUAAAGAAUCAAAGAUCAGGCCUACAUAUGCUUAUGACGAACAGCAACACAAAAUGAGAGAAACCCAUACAUAUACAGGAGGGAGUACAAAACAUCUCUUCUCACUGUACAGCAUUAAUCAUUAUUAUGAAAAUUAUGCAAUUUUCUAUUUUCGCUACACCAAUUAUCCCAUAACCGGUGAACAGAUAUGUAUGCAGCUGAAACAUGCCUCUCACGGAGGAGGAGGCUGAAGCAGGGGGUGCCUGCCAAAUGGUGGUGUAGCACUGGAGAGGUUUGACAAGCUGAGUGCAUGUCAACCCCACGGGUACCGUCUGGAGCUGAGGCUGGGGCUGAUUCCCAUUCAGGCGAUAGAAGAUGAUGGACUUUAUCAGCUCUCUGGCCUCUGAGAAAUAGCCCUCGAACAAUGUCUUAGAAAUUAGAAAUAGCCCCUGGAACAAUAUAUUAUGUGUUAUGUCCAGCGUUAGGCCUAUGUGUCAUUCACCUACAGCCUAUUGGGACAAUACCAUAACAGCUGGUGUAAGAUAAUGACUUGUGUAUUCAGUGUGGGUGUAAACUCAUUAGUCACAGAACACAUACACCAUACUUUAGUGGUCCAUUAGCAGUCCAUGGAGAGCAAUCCAUCCCUCCUACACACACAACACAACUCCCUCCAUCCUCGUAAACCCCAUUAAUUUAACAUGCUCAUAAAUGCCAGUCAAGUAUAACAUAUUUUACACUUAAUUUCUCACAACCACUGCCUUAUUUACUUACUAUUUAAACACAGAAAUCAUCAAACAUCUGCUUAUCCUCCAUUCUGCACCUUACGUAAGGGUGUCCUUACAUAAGUGCCAGGCUAGCAGACAGGCUUCUGUGCUGACGGAGUGAGGGAGAGGGAGGAAGGUCAUUGUGACUCCUCCGGCAGAGUACAGAGGGAGCCAUCGCACCCAGCAUGACUUGGCAGUCUUUUGGUCUAGACACUAACUACCUCACGGCGCGUCUGCUUUUACGAGUUAUAUUCUCUUAUUGUUAUUAUUGCUCCUGGACCCUUGUGUCACAACAGGAUAUUUGUAUUUUAUCUCCCUGCCUGCAGUUUGGGCUCCUAACUUCCCCUCUGUCAGAGAUAGGCUACUUGUCUUGAAUAUCCAUAUGGUGUUUGGCUCCCUCAGCGAUCCCAGGGCAUCCCCUGUAGUUCACUUCUGAAACCGGAGAGUUCAAACUCCCCAAACACAUAAUUUAGGUGUCCCUUUCAAUUUAACCGAGAAUAGCCUGGACCGAAUUUAAUUUCUGAGGUAUCAUACAAUACUGCACCAGACAGGAGACCUAAAUAAUACAGUGUAGCCUACAACUCAUGCGAAGCGAAACUAUUUAUAGUUAACUGUGGCUGUGAGAGCACUGACUGCGGUCUACUGUAUCUGUUGUCUGAUCAGAUGUUGUGUGUGUAUUCUAAGACCAGUGUGAUAUUGUUAGCCCUGGUUCCAUUGGUUCUGUGCCAUCCUCGGGAAUAGUAAACUCUGGUUUCCUAUGCCAGGGAAGUCUCUGCCAUGCUCUGUGUGUCAGGACUGAUGUCAGGUCAGACACUGUGCCAGCCCGGCCAGGGUGUUGCUGGGGCGGUGGGGAUGUGGUUUUUGGGCUGUGUUGGCAUAACUCCACUUAUGUGUUCUGAGGGGAGGCGGACGUGCUGCAUGGAACGUACAUAGGAGAGGACCAACACCUUGAUGGUCCCCAGAGGCUGCUGUUGCUGAGCAACACAAAAUGCUGGGACUUACACCUUCCCUCACGUGACUCUUUCAGAUAUCUUUGUUUUAUCAUGAAAGAUGUGCUGGUAUUUAACACUAGAACCUGGUGUGUGUGUGUAUUUCUCCCCGUUUGGUAUUUUGUAUGUCUCAUUGAAGGACAUAUCACACAGUACUUGACUCUACACGCUGAUGGAUGACUUUAUGACUUUAUUUUUGUAAUAUCACCUAAGUUGCAUCUAGUCAAGCAGAAGAGGUCAGAUUGACAUGCAAUGAUUUCUCUGGGGUUGUGUGUGUUUGAAUGUAGCUCCUGUAGCUCAGUUGGUAGAGCAUGGCGCUUGCAACGCCAGGGUUGUGCUUUCGUUUCCCACGGGGGGCCAGUAUGAAAAAUGUAUGCACUCACUAACUGUAAGUCGCUCUGGAUAAGAGCGUCUGCUAAAUGACUAAAAUGUAAAUGUAUAUGGGCUGAAUGAUCUGGUAAAACAGUGGAGCCCUACAGGAGUAAACACCAGAUAGUACAGUGAGUUCCUCUAGGCUGUAAUUUAAGCUUAAACUGAGGUUUUUAUGUCAAUCAUUUAUGACACAGACGGGAAAGGGUUGCCGCUGGAACCUCAGAUGCUCUCGUCUGGUUGGUCGGUUGCGUAACCAUAGUAAUGGCCCUUGGUGCUGUACUGUCCCCUCUCGUCACUGUCACCCCUCUGCUGUGUUCCAGAGAGGGCUGCUUUUAGGGACAGCACCCUGAGACACAUUAGAGUAGCCUAUUAGUCUAGGCCAGACAUCAACUGACAUGUUAGAUCAGGUGGGUAUUCAAUGUGCUUGUCAGUUGUUGGAGGUGGAGUUCAUAGAACUAAACAUUUCUAGAGUAGCCUAGCAUAGCAAAAAUAUAUAUAACUGUGUCCAAAUACUUAUGAAAGGCACUGUAGCCUACAUUGAAACCAGGAGGGCAAUUUUGCUUGCAAGCUUCGUGAGUGGUAGGGUUGCAAAUCUACCGGUAAUUUACCAAAGUUACCAGAAUUUUCAGUAGUUCAGGUAAUUCUUUGCAGUCUAUGGAAGCAAUUGGUCAUUUAUACUUUAAUCACUUUAAAAUAUAUAUAUAAAAUUACAAUUUUUUCUUUAACUUUAACUUUUAGGCAGGGGCAACAGAGUUAGGUACUUUAGCUUAACAUGGUCACAUGCAAUGUUAGCUAAGCUGCAAGUGUGCACGGGCGUGCAGCUCCCCCGGGACUGCAGCGCAGAAGAAAUAUCAGCCCGUGCAGAGAAGCACAAGAUUGAUCUUCACUUAACUUUCUUGAGUUUUCCCCUUUAGUUAACACUAUCAACAUUUCCCUUUACUGUGGGAAUUGUGAUUGAAUCAAUGCAAUAUUAGCCACUUUCAAUGCAACAUACCGAAACAAAACAAACUAUGCAAGAGAUGUUGUUGUAGGCAGAACGCAUCAGAGUAGGAUUCCAUUGUAUUGACAAGCAUGACUCAGUCCGUACUCUACACAGACGGGUGUGGCAUAACCAAUCAGAGCUGCAGUAGUCUAAUAUGCAAAUAGACCAUUGCCAUAUAUGGAUCUAUGCCAUUCACUUUGAACUGGACUGUGUUUACAGCAUGAGUGGACGUGAGUAGGUGCGCUUGUUUUGAGAUCAAAGCGAGAGCUGCAUGUAGCCACUUGUGCACAUUUUUUCAUAUCCUUUGCUAGUUAGUGAGUUAUUAGCCCAGUUAUAGAUCAUUUGUAGUCAGCAAUGGAGGAGUGAUUGCUUCUUAAAAGAGCACAAAAUGUGUACAUUUCUAGACAUCUUUGAAAAGAGAGUCAGGUAUAUAUUUUUAUAUUUUGAGACAGCCUUGAAUAAACUAAGUAGCCAAUAGGCAGAGGGUAGCAUACUUUGUCUGAUUCUCUGUAAUAAUGGUAUGGGAAUAAUAAUGAAUUUUAUUUUGUAAAGUGGUUUCUUGCAUCAAACAACACAACAACAUUUUCAAUCACCUCCUUGUCUGAAGGAAAAGUGGAUAAGCAGGUUAAUGUCAAGCCCUGCAUGUUUUUUUCAAAGGUCUCAUGGAAUGUAGGCCUACAUUGAACACCACACAUUGGCUGCUACUGUAGGCUGAAUGAAAGAACAGCUAUUUCCAUGUUAAAAUGUUAUGGGAUGCAUUUUCUCCAUUGUUUUUGAUGGUAGGCAACUCUGUUAGGCUGACAUUAUGAUCUAAUAGCCACAGUAGCCCACUUGACCACUGUCUGAAACUGUAACUUAAAGCGGGUACAGCCUCAGUGUUCACAGUAAACGCACGCUGGAAGUUGCACAGAAUUUUCACAAUGUUAAAGUUUGCGCUCAGCAGACUUGAAAUUUGCUCAGUGGCGAAAAGAAUUAGAGGGAACAUUGGUCACAUGACUUGGUCACUUGGUCCUAUCUCUAACACUCGAUUUUCAGUCCUGAUGUUGAUGUCCUGUUUUUUGCCUCUCUUCAUUGCAGGCUCCAGUAUGAUGCCAGGAGGACAGAUGGGGACGGGGAUGCAGCGGCAGGAACCAAUGGGAGAGAAGCAUCCCUGUCAAACUGGACAACAGUCUGCCUUCAAUGCUGACUACCUUUCAGGUGAAGCUUCUAUCCCCCGGUUUGAAUUCCUCUAGUGUUUUACUGUAUGUAUGCUCAAGCGAUAAGGCAUGCCCAGUGAAAAGGCAUUUUGUGAAAGGACAGGUUUCCAUUGUUUCUAUAUCUGAUUAUAUUUUACUGUCAUAGUCAUUUGUUUAUCCUUAUCAUCAAGAGCCUAAGAUGCUAAAGAUCCCUCUGUGGUAUAUUAAGCUGUCUGGUUACCUAGAGCUGCCUGCCAAGUAUCCCUGGCACAGCCCGGGCACUCUCAGGAAUGUAAAUUGGGCAUUACGGUAGUGCAGGACUGCUAGUUAAACGCGUGCCUGCAUCUAAGUAAGGCUGUUACAUUUUACAUUUACAUUUUAGUCAUUUAGCAGACGCUUUUAUCCAGAGCGACUUACAUGUUGUUGUCUUCUUGUUGCUGUCUUCUCUGACCAUCUGGACAUUCAUAUUCCAUAGCUAACUAUGAUUUAUGUGAUUGUGAAUGUGAUCACUAUCUCCUUUGGGGGUUUUAGGCUGGCUAUUCAUUUGCGUCUGUGGUGUACUCAUCUGUCAUUGGUAGCUGAUGUCUGAUGUCUCUCUCUCUCUCUCUCUCUCUCUCUCUCCUCUCUCUCUCUCUCUCUCUCUCUCCUCUCUCUCUCUCCUCUCUCUCUCUCUCACUCACUUUCUCUCUCCCCCUAACUUAUCUCUAGGCCCAGUGUCUAGUAUGAUGGGAAUGUCUGGUGAUCAGUGGGGGAACCAGAACAAAGGAAUGAAGGACAGCAACAUGCCAGACUCUCUCAUGGGUACUGCUUAAUAAUACUGUACAGUGUUUAUGUAACACCAUCAUGUAGUUAGGGCUGUGACGGUCAUGUAAUUUUGGAUGACGGUAUUUGACCAGAGCCAAAUGACCACGGUCACCGUAAUAACCUUUAGAAUAAAAUAAAAAAUAUAUAAAAUAUAUAAAUAUAAUAUAUAUAUAUUUUUACACACAUUUUCUCCUCUUCGCUCCUGACUGCACGGGCUGCCAUAGAAAUAUAAUGAAUAGAACAGGCAUCCCCAUUCAAGUCAAUGAAGCAGGAAGUAAAAUAUGUGCUAAAAUAUGUUCUGUGAUUUGUUGAUUCAACCAGAGAUACUUUUGAGGAGAUGAGAAACUCCAUUGGAAUCGUAUUUACGCCCAUUGUGUACAUUGCCUAUGCGUCAUCAAUGGGCCAUGCGGUGCAUUCUGGGCGAUUCUAGGACAAGGAGAGCACUCCUUCAAGAAGUGAAUUGGAGUAAAUUGGGCCAUUGAUGACGCAUAGGCAACGUACACAAUUGGAGUAAAUUGGAGUAGAUUGGGCUCAAAAAUCCAACAUUAGUAUGAAUUCUGUGAACAAGAAGUACAACGUUACAAAUCUUUUCAGAGAAAUUAGAUAAUUAACUUGUUCUCUGUAAUAUCGUAUAGCUUUGGAAUCGUGACAUUAUGUAGGCCUACUUUCAAGGAAAAUAGGCAGGUUUCUCGACUCAUACCCUGACUUUAAGAAGGGAUUGCGUGACGAUUAGCUUAUCUACCGCAUGACGCAGUAUGACAAAGUGGACGUGAUUGGUUGACAGUCUGCUGUGUUUGGUGUUAUACGUUUUUCCAUUCAUUGCCCAAUGGGAUUCCUACCUUCUCCUUUCUCUAAUAUCUCUGACUCAACUCAACUGGCAUUACAUCAAUACAUUCCAUUGCAUGAGCCACAUCAGUUAACAUCAUUUGAAUGAACAUUCUACAUUACCAUGGAAAUUAUUGCAUCACAAUAACAGGCAGCCAUUGCUAGUGUACCUAUGAGUUUACCAGUAAAAUUUCCAGAGUUAGAGGUGCGAAGCCCAUUCUAUUCAUUAUAUUUCUAUGUGACUUCGCUUGUUUCAGCAAGGCGCAACAAAGUUUUGUCACGUUAAGAGUCCAUGUUAUGGAAGAAACGGACUCAACCACACGAAUGCCCGACCGUCCCGUCUUCAAUCAGCUGUUUGUCUCAGGGAACCAGUGGCAAUAUAUCUAAAACUUUCCCUUUGGAUGACUAAGUUAUGUUAGGUUAUGACGGUCAUUUUAUUUUCAUGACGGUCUUCACCCAUAGGCUAACCGUCGAUUACAUGGUUAUACGGUAAUACGGUAAUUGUGCCAGCCUUACAUGUAGUGCUUAUCACUGUGUAUUAUAGCACAAUAUAGUAGUAAUAACCUGUAUAAUAGAGUAGUUAUAACACAUCAUAGAAUAGAAUAACCUGUUUGUCUUAAUUCCACUCCCAGGUUUCUCCCAUCCAGGGAUGAUGAGCAUGAACAUGAAUAUGAACAUGGGUUAA